Molecule: messenger RNA, 1194 nt
Organism: Synchytrium microbalum
Lineage: Eukaryota; Fungi; Chytridiomycota; Chytridiomycetes; Synchytriales; Synchytriaceae
Exons: 3
Coding region: 1-1194 (397 amino acids)
Biological process (GO): regulation of protein phosphorylation
Cellular component (GO): cAMP-dependent protein kinase complex; nucleus
Molecular function (GO): cAMP-dependent protein kinase regulator activity
Source: RefSeq, a predicted model, not a curated record
AUGGCUGAUCAGUACUCUCAAUACACUGUGCCAUUGGAGUUCCCGGAGCUGCUAAAGGAUUUGAAUAGAGAGGUCUUGCGCUCUCAACCAAAGAAUAUCAUACAGUUCUGUGCUGAUUACUUUGCCACCAAACUGGCUGAUCAACAAGCAAAAGGUGCAUCAGACUCAUCAGAGAUGCAUCUAGAAGAUGACCACGACGAUGGCGAAGACGCGCACGACGCCCACGACGAACUCCCCGACGAUGACGACGACUACGAAGACGAAGCUACUGAUGCCCAAGGUGCUCUCCCAGCAUCCUCAAUACCUGCAUCAUACACAAACCGUGGUCGCAGAACCUCCGUAUCCGCCGAAUCAAUGACUCCCACAAACGAAGAGUGGAUUAAAGUCGUAAUCCCCAAAACCGCUGAACAACGAUCGCGUAUUGAAGCUGCAAUCCAACAAAACUUUUUAUUCCGUCACUUGGACGAGGAACAAUAUGUCGAUGUAAUUAACGCCAUGGCUGAAAAGAGAGUCGCUACUGGUGAAGAAGUCAUUCGACAGGGUGCUGUAGGUGACUUCUUUUAUGUCGCUGAAACAGGUACAUUGGAUGUAUUCGUAUCCCGUAACGGACAGCCAGCUGCCAAAGUAUACCAAUACGGUCCUGGUGGCUCGUUUGGUGAACUAGCUCUAAUGUAUAAUGCUCCUCGUGCCGCUACCGUCAUUGCCACUUCAGAAUGUAUCUUAUGGGCACUCGAUCGUGUCACCUUCCGUCGUAUCUUGAUGGAAAACACGUCUAGGAAGCGUCGCAUGUAUGAAGAUUUCUUGGAAGAAGUCCCAUUGCUUGUAUCUCUAGAAGCUUAUGAACGACACAAGAUCUCGGAUGCUUUGGAAUCUGUUACCUUCCAAGAUGGUGACAUUGUUAUAAAACAGGGUGAUGUCGGUGAAAACUUUUAUAUUAUCGAGUCUGGUGAAGCUGCUGUCUCUAAAUUGGAUGAAAAUGGUGUCGAGUCUCAAUAUCCAUCGCUGAAGAAGGGUGAUUACUUUGGUGAAUUGGCAUUGCUGACCAACAAACCACGAGCUGCUACCAUCAAAGCCAGUGGUCGAUUGAAGUGUGCUACCUUGGGUAAAAAGGCGUUUGUACGUCUUCUAGGUCCGGUAGUAGAUAUCUUGUCAAGAAAUGCCGAUAAUUACCAAGCGUACAAGUAUGCCCUAUAA